UAAACAAACAGCACCCAAGUGUGGUCCAAGUAAAAUAAAAGAUAAUAAAAAUACAGAGAUGUACCCGCCAGCGGAAAACAGCAAGCGGAUGAAUUGGGGCAGAGAGAGAGAGAGGGAGAGAGAGCGUUCUUUCCUGGUCGGUCAAUCCAAUUGAAUUGAUUUCCAGGAAGAGAGAGAGAGAGAGAGAGAGAGAGAGAGAGAGAGAGUAGAAGGCGAGAGAGUUUCAAAUUUCAGAGAGAAAGAGAGAGAAAGAGGGGAUUUGGUAGGAGGUAUCGAGCACAACCGAAGCCAUGUCUCUGAACAUGAAAACCCUAACCCAGGCCUUGGCCAAGACGGCUGCGGUCAUCGAGAAGACCGUGCAGACAACGGUCCAGGAGGUCACCGGACCGAAGGCACUCCAGGACUACGACCUCCUCGAUCAGAUCGGCUCCGCCGGCCCCGGCCUCGCAUGGAAGCUCUAUGCCGCCAAGUCCGCGCGUGGCGCCACGCCGUACCCCGUCGUCUGCGCCUGGAUCCUCGACAAACGCUCUCUCUCGGAGGCACGCGCCCGAGCCGGGCUCUCCAAGGUGGCGGAGGAUGCAUUUCUUGACGUUGUUCGGGCUGAUGCGGCGCGCUUGGUGAGAUUGAGGCACCCAGGUGUCGUGCACGUGGUUCAUGCCUUGGACGAGAACAAGAAUACCAUGGCGAUGGUCACGGAGCCAUUGUUUGCGUCCGUGGCGAAUGCACUGGGCAAUGUGGAGAACAUUGAGAAGCUGCCAAAGGAGUUGACGGGGAUGGAGAUGGGAUUGUUGGAGGUGAAACAUGGUUUGCUCCAGAUUGCAGAAUCCUUAGAUUUCCUCCAUAACAAUGCGCGUCUCAUCCAUCGUGCUAUAUCACCUGAGAAUGUCCUUAUUACUUCAAGUGGGGCUUGGAAGCUUGCUGGAUUUGGUUUUGCGAUUUCAGCUGAUCAAACCUCUGGUGAUUUGGCUAAUGUGCAGGCUUUCCAUUAUGCUGAAUAUGAUGUUGAGGAUUCUGUACUGCCUCUUCAGCCAUCUUUGAAUUAUGCGGCUCCUGAACUGGUCAGGAGUAAAGCAUCGUCACCUGGAUGUUUUUCUGAUAUUUUCAGUUUUGGAUGCCUUGCCUACCACCUGAUUGCUCGCAAACCGUUGUUUGACUGCCACAACAAUGUUAAGAUGUACAUGAAUACUUUAACUUACUUGUCCAAUGAAGCAUUUUCAUCUAUUCCGCCAGAGUUGGUUCCUGAGUUGCAACGGAUGCUCUCCGCAAACGAAACUUUCAGGCCAACAGCCUUGGAUUUCACAGGUUCUUCUUUUUUUCGUGAUGACACUAGGUUGCGUGCUCUUCGCUUCUUGGACCACAUGCUUGGAAGAGAUAAUAUGCAAAAAUCUGAGUUUCUAAAAGCAUUAUCAGAUAUGUGGAAAGACUUUGACUCUCGUGUAUUGCGGUAUAAGGUACUUCCACCCCUUUGUGCAGAACUCAGGAAUAUGGUUAUGCAGCCAAUGAUUCUACCUAUGGUGCUUACAAUAGCAGAGUCUCAGGACAAAAAUGAUUUUGAGCUUUCAACAUUACCAGCUCUUGUUCCUGUCUUGAGCACUGCUGCGGGUGAGACACUAUUGCUACUUGUAAAGCAUGCGGAGCUUAUUAUCAAUAAGACUAGUCAGGAGCAAUUAGUGUCACAUGUCUUGCCCAUGCUUGUCCGUGCUUAUGGUGAUAGUGAUGUUCGCAUACAAGAAGAAGUUUUGAGAAAAUCUGUAUCACUUGCUAAGCAACUUGAUAUUCAGCUAGUAAAACAAGCAAUCUUGCCUCGUGUGCAUGGAUUAGCUCUUAAGACGACAGUUGCUGCGGUGCGAGUGAACGCUUUGCUAUGCUUGAGUGAGUUGGUUCACGCACUGGAUAAACAUGCUGUUCUAGAUAUCUUGCAAACAGUCCAACGUUGUACUGCCGUUGAUCGAUCUGCACCUACACUCAUGUGCACUCUUGGGGUUGCAUACUCUAUUGUCAAGCAGUAUGGAGUAGAGUUCGCUGCGGAUCAUGUCCUUCCAUUAAUUAUACCCUUACUCCUUGCCCAACAAUUGAAUGUUCAACAAUUUGCAAAAUUCAUGCUCUUUGUUAAGGAUAUCCUCAGUAGGAUAGAAGUUAAACGAGGUGUCAUGUUGACCGAAUCUGGAAUUCCAGAGGUGAAAAGAUCCCCUUCAGCUGAUGGGCUUCAGUCCGAAGCUUUGAAGAAAGCAAGUGGGACUGUCUCUUCUGCAACAAGAAGCAGCUUUGCUUGGGAUGAAGAUUGGGGUCCCACAGUGAAGGGAUCUUCUACAAAUAAAAUUUCAUCUGCUCAUCCUUUUCCUGGCAAUCAACCAAUUCAAGUUACUUCCCUGCAAUCAAAUUCUUCCAUGGUGUCGGCUAUAUCUACUCAACGAACGCCUUUAUCAUGCCCCCCAGUGGAUGUUGAGUGGCCUCCUCGGCCAUCUUUGGAUGAUACCCCCAGGUUAGGGGAUAAUGAGAAGCAAGUUCCAAACGCAGGUGCAUCAUCCACUUCAAGUUUUGAUGAUAUAGAUCCUUUUGCUGACUGGCCUCCACGGCCUAGUGGUGCUGUAAGUGGUUCUAGAUCUUCCAACAGUGGUACAAUAGGACCACUCACAGACAAUUACGGGUCUAGUUUGAAUGCGAGUACUCCUAAUGGCGUUAACUUCCCAACCACCAGCAAUGCCAAUUGGGCAUUUAAUACUCAAAAUUCUUUUGAGCAACCGAGGCAAUAUCAAGGAAGUUCAACUUCAAAUACGAAUAGUCUUAAUAAUGGGGGAUUGAACCCUCAGAACUCCAUUGGGUUUUCAAAACAGAACCAGGGGAUUUCAUCUUUUGGUACCUUAAACAGUAAGAAAGUGACGGAUCUUGGAUCCAUCUUUGCAUCUUCCAAGAAUGAUCAGGCUGCACUGAGGCUUGCUCCACCUCCACCUCCACCGACUGCUGUGGGGAGGGGGAGAGGAAGAGGGAGGGGAAAUCAGGGAAAUAUUGGUGCUGCCUCUGCACCGCAAUCCAGCCAAGCGAAAUCAUCUGGGCAACCUCCCCUUUUGGACUUGCUAUAACUGGUUGUGCUCUACUAGCAUUUUAGUUGCGCAAAGACAAAAAAAGCAUCAUAAGAAAAACUAGCUGUUCAGGCUCUGUAGAUUUGUCAUUACGUAAUGCAUGCCAAGAGAUGGUUUCUGUAAAAUGUGUUGAAGCUGCUGGUCGGUUCAGUCUGUUGAGCUGCCGGUUGGUUCAGUAUGUUCAGCCUUGGUCAAUCAACCGAAGUGGCUGGUCCCGUCGCAAUCUUUUGUUAUAUGAUAGCCUAUGUCAUGUUGUAACUUACUACGGUUUCAAGCCCCAAUAGUGUUUUGUUUUUUUGGGGGUGGGGCGGAGUUUAUAUUUGACAUUCAUUUUGGUGUUUUGUGUUUAUCUCCUAAAUCUUUUGAUAUUCUGAAAAUUUUCCUCGGAAUAGUGUAUUCUUGAGAACAGUACCAGCUUUGUUGGCUGAGACUGGAAAUAAUAAAAGAAAAUGUAUUUGUUUCGUUUA
Molecule: messenger RNA, 3547 nt
Organism: Malania oleifera
Lineage: Eukaryota; Viridiplantae; Streptophyta; Magnoliopsida; Santalales; Ximeniaceae
Product: SCY1-like protein 2 A
Exons: 14
Coding region: 291-3080 (929 amino acids)
Biological process (GO): protein phosphorylation
Molecular function (GO): protein kinase activity; ATP binding
Source: RefSeq, a predicted model, not a curated record